Messenger RNA from Letharia columbiana, 1242 nucleotides. RefSeq lists its product as uncharacterized. The record is from RefSeq and is a predicted model, not a curated record. The transcript has a single exon. Bases 1 to 1242 code for a protein of 413 amino acids. Lineage: Eukaryota; Fungi; Ascomycota; Lecanoromycetes; Lecanorales; Parmeliaceae.
AUGCACACAAGUCGGUUCUCCAGACUCGCCAUCGCCAUAGCGACAGCAGAUGUCGCAGCCGCAGCAGUACUUAUGACGACUCCAGUCAAUCCACCUUUGCCACUGCAGCCACGGGAUCUGGAUCUUGUGCAGCCGAGCGCGCUUGAACCAACACCAAAUCAGUCCAAGCUUACGGGCUUUGAUCUUGUGCAAGCUGGCACGCUUGCCCGACCAAGCACAAACGCGACCAUCGGUCAAUGGGUAGUAGCCAAUCCCCCAGAAGACAUCGCCAAUCAAAGCUCGUUGUUGCUGCAGAAAUGUGUGGGUAACAUUGACAACGUGGAUGUUUCGGCUCUCAACGUCUCGGAUUGGUCUUGCUCACUGCCCGCCAACCUGGUCGCCCGAGAUGGGCCAGGGCGGAGACUGCCAUACGAAGUCGACAAUGUAAGGUCGCUGGCACACUUGCGUACACCUCGGUACAACACUCUUUAUACCAAGACAUGGUCGGUGACAUACGAGGAUGCCGAUGGCAACGGAUACAAUAUUACCUUUCCUGCAGGACUCUGUCCCGACAACGUCAUCGGCGAUAUCGAAUCCCCGUACCGCGGAGAGAUGGUAUACAACGCAACCUUACUAUCCUUGUAUCAGUCUCUCAUAGGGCUGUCGCCGGAAAGGCUGUACAACUACACUAUGACCAUGUUGGAAGCGGAAUUGGCGAACUUGUAUGCCGCGCUCGACGCCAUCAUCUGCGAUCCGCCGAUAGGAGGAUCGAGAGCGCUUUUGCAGCGAUACCGGCCCCAAGACAUGACCGGAAAGAUCACCUUGAUCCUGGUCGGCAGGGUCGGAGGUUUUGCCAUGGUCUUCAGUGCUCUCGUAUCCGCGAUCGCACACGAAGGCCUCACGGUCCAUGUUCCGGCAAUUGGAAAUGUUUUACUUGUCGCAGCAGUCGGUGCCAUUGCUGCGGCGUUUGAAAGAUUUAUCAACAGACGCAGGCAGAGGGGCGAUGUACAGGUCAUGGAGGCCUAUAUCGCGAACGCGUUUGUUGCCGCGGCGGCACAGAUCCGACUGCAUGCCAUUGUGAUUUGGUCGAUGGCGUGCACGACUAGUGAGAUCAUCUUGGAGAAUAUCAAAAAGUUGUUGGCCGGUAAUGCGGAUGGCAUACCACAGGCCGUGGCGCGGCCGGAUGGGAAUGCUGAUGAUGUUGCCAUUGUUCCGCAGAAUCGUGAGGGGCCGCUGGCUAGGAUUGGCCGUUUCUGCUCGUAG